AUGGACGACGAAAAAUUUGAAGAGGAUGAGAAAAAAGCAUUGGAAGGCCUUAGCAAUGCGCCAAUUACACCGCGUAAAAAAGUACAUUCAUACAGCCAUCAGCUUAGGACCAAUACAGGAACUCACCAUAAACGUUACCAUCAGUUUCGUCAUCACAGCUUUGAUAUUCCAACUAAUUUCAUAGAUAACAAUAAUAAUAAUGAUCAUCAUGGGUUAAUCUAUAACGAUGAGGAUUCUUCUGAUGACGAAGAUUUUUAUCCUUAUUCUACUUAUAGUAAUGCUAGUAUUACUACUACAGCUGCAGGUGCAGGGCAAGUGUUUGAUGCAGGUAAUUUUGGGCCAGCUGUCGCGGAGGAUGAGGGUAUUGAUCAACAGCGGCCGUUGCCGGAGUUUGUUGGAGGUGGUGGUGGAGUUGGGAUCUUUAAAGUACCAACUCGUGCCUCUGUACAUCCAUCACGUCCGUCUUGUCAUGAGCUCAGGCCACAUCCCCUUAGGGAAACUCAAGUUGGAAAAUUUUUGAGGACCAUUGCCUGUACAGAGACACAAUUAUGGGCUGGACUUGAAUGUGGUAUAAGAGUAUGGAAUUUUUCAGAUCAGUAUAAGUCAGGAAUGGGAAUUGGUGAAAGGGCAAGGAGAGGAGAUGAGGAUGCUGCGCCAUUUCACGAGUCAACAAGUACAUCACCCACAUUAUGCUUGAUGGUUGAUAGUGGGAGUAGGUUGAUCUGGAGUGGACACAAAGAUGGCAAAAUUAGGUCUUGGAAGAUGGACCAAUCAAGUGAAUCUACUUUCAAGGAAGGCCUCUCCUGGCAGGCUCAUCGUGGUUCUGUUCUUUCCAUGGUCAUGUCUUCUUAUGGUGAUAUAUGGUCAGGGUCCGAGGGUGGUAACAUUAGGGUUUGGCUAUGGGAAUCUAUUGAUAAAUCUCUCUCUUUAUCACCUGAAGAAAGACACAUGGCUGCUUUACUUGUGGAACGGUCAAUUGUUGACCUUAAGAGCCAAGUUACAGUUAAUGGUGUUUGUAACAUCUCAUCUUCUGAUGUGAAGUGUUUGUUAUCUGAUCAUGUAAGAGCAAAAGUGUGGGCAGCUGGAUCAGCAUCCUUCUCAUUAUGGGAUGCACGGACAAGGGAACUCCUUAAAGUUUACAAUGCAGAAGGUCAAAUUGAAAACCGGGGUGACAUGUCAUCAGUGCAAGACCAAGCAACGGAGGAUGAGAUGAAUGCCAAGGUUGCAACCAAACCUAAAAAGGAAAAGUCACAAGGAAGUAGCUUUUUGCAGAGGUCACGUAAUGCUAUAAUGGGAGCUGCAGAAGCUGUCCGUCGGGUUGCUUCAAAGGGGGCAGGAGCAUUUGCAGAAGAUAGUAAAAAAACAGAAGCCCUUGUGCUUGCAGCCGAUGGAAUGAUUUGGAGUGGGUGUUCAAAUGGUUUACUUGUGCAUUGGGAUGGAAAUGGCAACCGUUUGCAAGAUUUUCAUCACCAUCCUUGUGCUGUUUUAAGCUUAUGUACUCAUGGUUCUCGGAUAUGGGUUGGCUACAUAAGUGGGAUGGUACAGAUGCUGGAUCUUGAAGGAAACUUGCUAGUUGGCUGGGUUGCUCACAAUGGGCCUGUAGUAAAAAUGGUAGUUGGGGAUAACUAUCUUUUCAGCUUGGCUACUCACGGUGGUAUACGUGGAUGGAGUCUUGCCUCUCCAGGACCUAUUGAUAACAUAAUACGGCCAGAGUUAGCUGAGAAAGAACAUUUGUACACUAGAAAAGAAGAUUUCAGGAUUUUAGUUGGCACCUGGAAUGUCGGUCAGGGAAGAGUUUCACAGGAAGCACUAGCAGCUUGGCUUGGUUCCACAGUUUCAGAUGUUGGAAUAGUAGUGGUUGGGUUGCAAGAAGUAGAAAUGGGAGCAGGUUUUCUUGCAAUGUCUGCUGCAAAAGAAAGUGUAGGACUGGAAGGAAGUGCUAUGGGGCAAUGGUGGCAGGAUGCCAUAGGUAAGGCAUUGGAUGAAGGAUCAACUUUCGAACGUGUAGGAUCAAGGCAACUAGCUGCAUUGCUUAUUGCUAUCUGGGUGAGGAAAAGUCUCAGAAAUCAUGUUGGAGACCUUGACGUUGGAGCAGUUGCAUGUGGUUUAGGACGUGCAAUUGGUAACAAGGGUGGAGUUGGUCUGAGGUUAAGAGUAUUUGAUCGAAUAAUGUGCUUUGUGAACUGUCACUUGGCUGCCCAUUUGGAAGCAAUCACGCGUCGCAAUGCUGAUUUUGACCAUAUAUAUCGAACAAUGUCCUUCACUCGGUCUUCUAACCUUCUUAACAAUGCUUCUGUUGGCGUCUCAUCUGCUGCUCAAGUGCUUCGUGGUACAAAUGCUGCAGCAAUUAAUCCUGAUGAGGGAAAGCCUGAUCUUGCUGAAGCUGACAUGGUGAUUUUCUUUGGUGAUUUCAAUUAUCGUCUUUUUGGGAUAUCUUAUGAUGAAGCAAGGGACUUUGUUUCUCAAAGAAGCUUUGAUUGGCUUCGAGAGAGAGAUCAAUUAAGAGCAGAAAUGAAAACUGGUAAAGUUUUCCAAGGAAUGCGUGAAGCAAUCAUCAAAUUUCCUCCAACUUACAAGUUUGAAAGGGGGAAACCAGGAUUAGGAGGAUAUGAUUCUGGAGAGAAGAAACGAAUUCCAGCUUGGUGUGAUCGAGUAUUGUAUCGAGACAGUCGGACAAGCCCUACAGUGGAAUGCAGUUUAGGGUGUCCUGUCGUUGCCUCUAUUAUUCAGUAUGAGGGUUGCAUGGAAGUAACAGAAAGUGAUCAUAAGCCUGUAAGGUGCAAGUUUAAUAUUGAACUUGCUCAUAUUGAUAGAUCAGUAAGGAGACAAGAGUUUGGGAAGGUUUUCCAGAACAAUGAUAGAAUCAGGUCUGUACUGAACGAACUACGUUAUGUCCCAGAGACAAAUAUUAGCACCAGCCAAAUUGUUCUACAGAAUAAUGACACAUUCAGCUUACAAAUUUCCAACAAAAGCAGAGAAGACAGAGUUCUCUUCCAGAUCACCUGUAGUGGUCAGUCUACCACCAAAGAGGAUAGGCAAGCAUCAGAGUAUCAUCCCAGAGGUUCCCUUGGUUUUCCCAGAUGGCUUGAGGUCACACCUGCUGCUGGCAUCAUCAAACCUGAUCAAGCUGCUGAGAUCUUAGUUCAACAUGAGGAUAGCCAGUCAUUAGAAGAUUCUGUUGAUGGCACUCCGCUAAGUCGGUGGUCUGAGGAUACAAUAAACAAGGAGGUGACUUUGAUGAUCUUUAUUAAAGCCAGUCAGUCAACUGAGGCAAGAACAUAUCAGGUACAUGUGCGCCACAGCUUCUCAGCAGAUGCACUUAGCGUUAAUUCAAAAAACAGUGGAAGGAGUAAUGAAGGAAGCUCCCAUCAUAGGUCCACACUCAAACAUGCUGGGAGUACCUCGAAUAAGAAGAAAGACCAUCAAAACAUUCGGGUUCCUUGAUAGCUACAUGAAAACCUAAGAAUCUACAAACACAACUGCAGCACCACGGGGUUCCAACUAGUUGGAUUUUCUCAGCUGUCGAAACUUGAUAGGAUCUCGAUGUAAAUAAUCAUAUACAAAUAGUACAAAAGCUCGAAUACCAGCUCAGAAAAUAUUGGUAAAAGCUGUGAGAUUUGCUCAUCCAUUUUUUGUGAGAAUCAGGUCCUAAAUACUGUUUACAUUAAUACUCUUUUGGACUGAAGAUUUAUGACCAAUUUUGCAUAGUGAUCACUGGAAGGCUAU
Solanum verrucosum is the source of this 3726-nucleotide messenger RNA. RefSeq names its product type I inositol polyphosphate 5-phosphatase 12-like. The coding region runs from base 1 to 3444 and encodes 1147 amino acids. Gene Ontology annotation, biological process: phosphatidylinositol dephosphorylation. The record is from RefSeq and is a predicted model, not a curated record. The transcript is spliced from 12 exons. Gene Ontology annotation, molecular function: protein binding; phosphatase activity. Lineage: Eukaryota; Viridiplantae; Streptophyta; Magnoliopsida; Solanales; Solanaceae.